GUGGGACGACACGCGAACAACAAAUACUAGUUUUUAACCGUAAACCGUAAAGUAAACGUUGCUCGUUGUAUUACCUACACGCCGAAUUAACGAGGAGUAAUACUACGCAGGAGCUGUAACAUGUAGUUGGUUACGGUACAUUUAGUGCUACGAAAGCAACGGCACAAUGAAGACUUUACGUUGUUCGAUGGAAGUUCGGCGCUAGCAGCAUAUGUCGUGAGGUGAAUGUCAAACAGCUCUAGGAUGCUGCAGUCCUCGUCCCUGCUGACCUGCUGUUCACUGGUGGGCAUCUGAUUUACCAAACAUGAUGAAGACGGAACCCCCGACGGCCACGGGGGGCAACGGGACCUCCGCUGGCAGCAGCAGCAGCGGGGGGAGCGGGAGCUCAACCCUGCGGAGUCCCUCGCCCCACCGCAACGCCUACGAGGCAGGGCUGGCAGCGCUCAAGAAGGCCACCGACCACCUCAACAAUGCCGCGAACGGAGGCGGCGGCCCCGCCUCCAAACCCGCUCCUCUGCCCCGCCCGACCGGGAGGGGGCGGAAAUACGGCUCAAAUGUUCACCGCAUCAAGAACAUGUUCAUGCAGAUGCAGUCUCCUGGCGACGAAGAGGACGGAGCCGAUAUGAUUGGUGUAGUAGAGCAGGCGGUGAAACUGUCCCUACCGAGGGCGUCCAGCCUUAACGAGAACGUCGACCACAGUGCCCUGCUCAAGCUGGGGGCCACGGUCUCAGAGAGGGUCAACCGCUUUGACUCUAAACCAGGCGGAGAGGGUGGGGGCUUCUCCAAACUCCAGGAGACCAGGAGAAUCUUCGAGCAGCGGACUCAACAGGAGAAGCAAGCCGCCACUAACCGGAUCUUGCUGAAGAAAGAGCGGGCAUCGGGCUUCCAGGACAGCCGUCUAGAUGUCGUGGCUCGCUUUAACGGCUCCACUGAGGCUUUGGACCGUCUGGACGACCCCCCAGCUCCCGCUCCUCUUCCGGCUCCUGUCCCUACUCCGGCUCCCGCUCCUCUUCCGGCUCCCGCGACUCUUACCGCUGCCGCAGCUUCAGUCGGGCCCGGUGACGCCGUCAGCCCCACCGUGAGCCAGCUCAGUGCCGUGUUCGAGAAGACCGAACCGCAAAACAAUCUCCACCUCCCCCAACGUCGGUCAGGCCCUGCCCUAGCACCAAAGCCCAAACCUCCAGCCAGAACAGAGGCUACCGGAAGGAAGGGGAAGGUGCUCCCUCCAGGUAAGAAGGACCGCGAGGAGAUGGCAGCAAGCGGUGUGAGCACCCAGGAAGCAGAACAACCAGAAGAGACUCUAGAGAGGAGCAUAGGAGAAGCUAUGGCCAGCGAGGAGCAGGAAGGGUUCGGACAGUCAGGAGACCAGCUCCCCAAUUCCUCCUACUCCUCAUCGUCCUCCUCUUCUUCGAACGUCAAGCCAGAGUCGGAGGCCCAGCCAACAGCGACUAAAGCCAGGGGCUCAAGUACGGUGCCUGCCCAAGAGCAAGAGCCGCAGGCUGAUGAGCAAGACGGCUCCACCGGGGGUUCUGAGGCCGGAGCCCGGCUGGUGCAGGCAGACGUCCAUGCCUCGCUGGAAAAUGGUGAAAAAGAGCGUCCAGGUUCCUCUCCCUCCUCGGAGGAGGAUGAGAGAGGAGGGGACUCUGAGAAGAGGGAAGAGGAGGAGGAUAAUGAUGAGGAUGGCUCGAGGAAGGAGGAUUACUCGGAGGGCGACCUGGUGGAUAUCAGCGCGUACAGCGGGCAUGGGGAGGAGGACUCUGGGGGCAGCCAGCUAGACGACGACGACGACGAGGAGGAUGAGGAAGAUGAGGAACCAUAUCAGCCGGAGACCAGCUGCUCCGAGAUCGCGGGUCUACCUGAGGAAGAGGAACCCGCGCCACCAAAUAGGAAGAUCCAAUUCAGCACUGGGCCAAUCAAGGUGUUCACCACCUACUCCAACGAAGACUACGAUCGGCGUAACGACGACGUUGACCCCAUGGCGGCCUCAGCCGAGUACGAGCUGGAGAAACGAGUGGAGAAGCUGGACCUGUUUCCUGUAGAGCUGGAGAAAGACGGCGAGGGUCUGGGUAUCAGUAUCAUAGGUAUGGGUGCAGGAGCUGAUAUGGGUCUGGAGAAACUGGGGAUCUUUGUGAAGACGGUCACCGACGGAGGAGCUGCACAGAAAGACGGCAGGAUCGAGGUGAACGACCUCAUAGUGGAGGUUGAUGGGACCAGCCUGGUCGGCGUCACUCAGAGCCUCGCGGCCUCCGUCCUCCGCAACACCACCGGCACCGUCAGGUUCAUGAUUGGUCGGGAGAAGCCGGGCGAGCAGAGCGAGGUGGCUCAGCUUAUCCAGCAGACUCUGGAGCAAGAGAAGUGGCAGCGGGAGAUGAUGGAGCAGAGAUACAAACAGUACAUGGACGACGACGAGGAGACGGGUGAAUACGCGACGGACGAGGAGGAGGAGAUGAGUCCGGUGUUUCCGAACUCCAUUGAGGUUUUCGACCUGGCCGAGAACCAGGACACGCUGUCUCCUGUGGAGCUGGACCCCGAGAAGCUAGCCCACAAAUUCAAGGAGCUCCAGAUCAAACAUGCAGUAACCCAGGCGGAGAUCCAGCUGCUGAAGAGGAAGCUGGCUCAUUCGGAGCAGGAUAAGUUGCGUUGGCGGAUGGAGCGCGCUCAGUUGGAGCAAAACAUCCGGGACAGUAAAGAGAGGAUGGAGAAACUGGAGGGCUACUGGAUGGAGGCACAGUCGCUGUGUAAGGCGGUGGACGAACACCUGAAGGAAACGCAGGCUCAGUACCAAACCCUAGAGAGGAAAUACAGCAAAGCCAAGAGACUGAUUAAAGAGUACCAGCAGAAGGAGAUCGAGUACCUGAAGAAGGAGACGGCUCAGCGUCGGGCACAAGAAGAGACCGAGGCAACACACAAAGAGGAGGCGGACAACUUGCAGGAAAAGAUCAGCAACUUGGAGACCAAAGUGGAUGCCCUGAAGACCCCCAGCCCCUCCUAGACUGCUGCUACGUCCUCCCUCCCGUCUGUGACCGGAAGAGGAGGAGCUCUGCCUUCAUUCUGACCCGGGCUGUCAUAUUAUUCCAAUCAACCAUUUGCUGCACGGACAGGUAGCGGGGUGGUGUGUGGGGGUGGGGUGGGGGACUAACAGGGAUGACGCUUGUAAAAGAGAGGACGAGGAGGGAAGAAGCAACCUCUCAUCUGACAUCUGCCGGCGGCUCAGCGCUCCCGUCAGCCAAUCCCUGAACGCUCCCUCUGUGAUACCCAGAAUCCUCCUCGUGUGUCUUCCCCGGCAACCCCCGGCUCGGCAAUCAACGCGGGAAACCACAUUCAACGUAUUGGACAAUCCGCUUCUCCUCUCUUCAAGUAAAACCACCGGAUUCAAAAUUCAUUUUACAAAAGCGCUUUUAUUGAACAGGCUCGUCACAAAGUGCUUUUAUAGUGACACGGGGCACACGCGCAGAACGCAACGCAACAAGAACGGACAGAGGUCAUUGUUGCUGUGCUACUGAAGAUCUAGUUCGGUUUCGGCAACUGAACGGUUGCCGAAACCGUUCCCUUUUCAUGUUUUUUGUGGGGGACCGGACUGGAUUCUCACGAGGAGGACAAACGUGUUUUCUGUCGCGUGGCAUUGAUCACACCAGUCCAAAAAACGAACACGGAGAAAUGGCCACUUUUAAAAGACAGACUCUGAAGUGGAGCCUCGGCAGUAACACGCAACAACAACAACUUUGAAAGGAAAUAGCCACCACCUGCUGAUAGUUAAGUAAUAAAAACUACAAAAAAAGAUGGCCGACAAAUCUCUGAUUAGUGACAAAAACUGCCCGCCCUGGCCUUCUCUUUUCUAGCUCUGCACGCCGUGGAAAGGAAUCCGGUAGAGGCGUGCUCUUCAGGUCUGACAUGUGGUGGCAAAAGUGUUUGUAUAUAUUCUAUACAUGUAUUUAAAAGUGUUUAAAAUGGCUUAAAGCAAUGAAGAAAACGAGAGUACGGCGGUGCGAUGAGCCAAAACGACGAGGAAACGGUUCAGUCCGAUUCAUCUCUUUUUCUAUCAACAUCGAUGGCAAACAGGGUGUGAAUAGUCCAACGUGUGCUUCUAGAGCUUCUAAUGGUGUUUACUACAGUAUCUGUGGGUUUACAUGCACACCAAUAUUCUGUUCACGAAUAUGCUAUUUUGAAUAUAUUGGUGUUGUGAGGCUGUUUUGCGUACAGCUUCCAGUUGCACUCACCUCAUAGCUUCAUGAGAAACUGAAUAUUCAGUUCACGGCGGCUAUGAACAGCAGGAUCUCCUGAGGUGCACUUUAUCCGUUGUUGAAACAUUUCCUGGAGGCGAAACUGCUCUACAAAUAAUCUCUUCAGUUGAGGUAAACACGAGUGGGUGUAGCCAGAGUGCCAAAACCUUCCGAGCGAUACCGGACUUUGAGAGGAUAUUAGAGAGUUAAAAAAAAUCUGUUCACAAUAGAUCAGACAGUAUUUUAUACAUAUAUAACUAAACAAACAAGGAUGCUUAAAUUUGCUUAUUGACGAAUAUGUAAGACAUGUACUGAACAUUUAACAGUAGAAGUUCGUGCUCACUUAUGGACAAACUAUUUAACAGUAACUCUGUUUCCAAAUGACCUCAAACAUAUUUUUGGCCUUUCUGAACCAUCUUGUCUUCAGUUCAAAUGAACCAAUAAUAUUGGCUAUUACGGAAGCAAAGAAAGGCCAUAAUGAUUCAAUUUUAUUUUUUAAAGCAAUUGAAAUUUAAAUACUACUGAAUUUAUAGCAGUUUCUUGUUUUACUUAAAAAUCCAUCUGUCUGACUCCAUGUGGUCUCAAUUCUCUCCAAGUAUUACAAUUAUUAAAAAAAAAAAAAACAAAGAAAGAGUUUGGGUUUACGAAUUCCCAAAACAAUCCCAGUGUUUCCCGUCCUUAUCUGAACGUUCCUGUCUGGGAUCAUGUGAUUGACAGGAUGUAACCUGAUAGGCCAGAGGUCUGAUGGAUUCAUUUAGGCUCCACUGAUUUUUCAUCUGGAUGUAACCAACUUUAUAUAACAAGAUUUUUUUUAAACUAAAUUUUAUUUGAGUUUUGAGAAUAUUUGAUGCAGGCCAGACAGAUGGUUUUAUAUUUUUAUAUAAUAUUUCAGUGCUACACAUUCAGUGGUAUUUAGAUUUCAAAACGAUCUUUUCAGCUGCUUAUGAAAUUCAUAAUAAUUAUGUGCUUUCUUUGCUUCCAUAUCAGCCAGUAUCAGUCAGGCUGUAAGCGCUAGUUAUCUAAGUUAGCUACUCAGUCUUUCUGAUUUCUUAAAUCCUGUAACUUUCCAUAUAUGCUGAUGUAGCCUACUACGUCGUUGCCAUUUGUAUUUUUUAUUGAUGUUUUGAUCAGUAUCGGUCUUUUCUAAUCAGCUUAUUAAGCCUUGUUAUGCAAACUUAUGAUGGUUUCGCCUCCAAGAAAUGUUUGUUGAACUAGAUCUUCAGUGUUUUUCAGAAACCUGUGUGCAUGUAAACACACUCCACAUCUCUUAUAUUACGCAAAGAGUAGAGGGUCCCAGUGCCAGUAUUAUGAAUUAACUUAGUGAUAUAUGCCUGACAUAGUCCAAAUAUGUGUUGCUGUGGUCGCUAAAGGUCAGACCAUUCUUUCCGGAACCCAAGGACCACUGGAGGUUCAGGUUCAGCUGCAUAACAAUUUGUUUAUUGAUUUUUUUUUUUUUUUCCCCAAACAAAUCAAAUAAGUUGCAAAAAGUCGAAGACACAGAGGAACGGUAUUGCUUGUCAAUUUCUUUUCUUUGGGUCGCAAAAUGUAUUCCAGCAGAGAUGGGUUUUCAAAUUAGCUAAUGCUGAAUUGUCUUAAUUUGUCUGUGGAAAUAGCAAAUUAAGACAUUUAUUAAGUCUCUGUUUAUCCAAUGUGAUUAUAUAUUUAACUUUUCUAAUUUGACUACUAGCCAGUAGUUGGUGAUGACUUUUUUGCUAUUCCAAAUAUGAGGCUCAUAUUUGCAUGUGGAUGGCAAAAUGGUAAGACAGUGUUUUAAACGGACAAAUGGCGCAUUUUGCUGCUCGUUCACCGUGGUGAUUAUUAUGAGUUUGUGUACGUCUUCAUCGAGAUAAUACAGCUUGCUGGCAAGCUCUGAUUAGGUUGCAUUGAUUGAAAACACUGAAUCCGAUAACGAUUAGGCUAUUUAGGUUCUCGUCAAUAAUGAAUGCAAACCAAAUUGUUUUUCAUGGUUUCUAGAGAAUGAAGUUAGGAUGAAUUAUUUUCCUCUGGCACCAUCUUCUGGUCAAACUUUCAAUUUGUCAAGUACUUUGGUUUACAAGCAAAACAUUCCUAUCAACAUUGUAUUUAGUGCAGAUUAGCAAACGUUAGCAUGCUAACACACACUAAACCAAGGUAAAUGUUACACCUGCUAAACAUCGGCAUGUUAACAUUGUUACUGUGAGCAUGUUAGCACGUUGACAUUAGCGUUGAGCCUCAAAGCACCGCCUCGAUAGAGCCAAUAGUGUGGCUGUAGACUCUGUAGUCUUGCUGAUAUUAUAAAAUAUUAAAAGAAAUAUUUUGUUUGUUUGUCAUCCUGAAAACACAGAAAAAUGUUCACAAAUAUCCCCCCACACAUUUGUGAAAGUUUUACUGUUCGUCACGAAAAAAAAUUCAAUACUAAUGUUGCACUUCCAAAUUGUUAAUGGUUGUUCACAGAAGCCCGUCACACUGACAGUUUUGUGUUGUACAGACAUGCCUUUUGAAGUGAGGUAUUUGCUCUGAAGACUUGUUUUGUGCUUACCAGUUACCGGUCCCUGUUUACUAGCGUCUGAAUCUGUACCAGCUCCCGACGUUCACCUCUGACCUCCAGGAAAUAAUCAGUGUUAGAUUUUCAGUGACACGUGGGAGCAAAUAAGCUCGUGUAGUGCUCGACUGAUGACCUGUUGGGGAAUUAUUUAGUUGCAAACAGGAACAUGAGAAACGUCAACCAACUGACAAAGGUCAUUUUUCUGUUUGUAAAGUUGUGUUGUGAGUCCUGUUGGGAUGAUGCAUUUUUUGUAGUCCAACCAGGAAGUUAGCAUCGCACUGGUUCCCUCCACAGACAGCCAAUGGGAAUCUUUCGUUACAUUUUGGAUAUUGCAGAAAACAUGUUUAUGAUCUUGCACAGUCUGUUCAGCAAGAUAAUCUUCACAAAUCAACACCACUUUUAUGGUUUUUGAAGCGUGAAUGCAAUCGGCAGAAGAGAUAAGCUAACGCUAGGCUAUAAACGAACUACACGUCUUAUUUAGUCACUUGUCGGCAACCAAAUUUUUUAACACGUAAAAGCCUCAGAAUUCACAAAAUAGUGGUUUACUGACGUAUUUUACAUCUUAGAAGAAAACGUUAUAAUCUCUUCAAUUUGUGUUUGCCACAAAACAACAAACACCAUUUUUUUUUUUAAAACACUGAUUUAGAGACAGGGAACCAGGAAGUGCAAAAACGCUGACUCAUUUCCUGGUUUUAGGACCUGGACUCAUAAAACACCCACAACAGUCUGAAUGAUGUACUGAUAUCAUGAUACAAGUAUGUUUGAGUUAGACAAGGGGGAGCGAGUAGUACAAAGGUUGAUGUUUUCCUUUAAAACACCAAGUAUUAGUCCAACACAUGCAGUAUAUUUACAAUGUAGUCCUGUGGGACGGGAAGCAAAGGGGCUUCGAGAGCAUUUUUUUUUAAAUUUUUUUUUUUUAGAGGAAUCAAAAUCAGCCAUAAGCAACUCACUUUGGGUAUUUUUCACUUCUGAAGUAUUUUUUAUUACAGUCUCAUCUCUUAUGUCCAACCAAAUGUGAGCUGUGCAGUUGCUGUUUUAUCACCAAGUCAGAUCACUUUAUUUUGAAAAAUCUGAACACAGGAAGCCCUCACCUUGCCUUGUUAUGACUCGUUCUCAUUAGUUAACGUGCUGCUUUUGCCUUCACGAAGCCUUUCCGACCUGCGCUAGCUGUAGCAGACUGUCACAGUGGUUACCCACCACGUCCGUCCGUCACUCGUGCCCCGUGUUGAAAACAACAACAAAAAAAGUGUUUAAAGAGCGUUUGCCAGUGAGCACGGUAAAAGACUAACCGCCAUGUUGGACAGACCGAUUGUAGCACCACAGCAUUUAAAUAUCGUUACAGAUCCACGCCUUCCUCCACGUUCUUUCUUUCCACUGCUACACGUUUCCCCACCGGUGGCCUCCGAGCAGCUCUGCGCGGAGGUGAGAGGGUUUAGUGCCUUGCUUAAGGGUUAAGGAGUUGAGAGUGGGGAGCGCACGCCUACCCCUGACCAAAGCUCGAUGCUUGUCAGACCUCAGUGCAUUUUGGCAAGUAACGCCAAAAUGCCAACGGACCGUUGUACUUUUCUCGCACUUCUAAGUUUGACCUCGACAACUGGCACGUUCGGUCCCGUAACCAUCAGCAAACAGUCUUUAAACACUUCACCUGUUCGUAGUGUAAGCUUGUGCUGGCGGGAUGUUUAAGAAACUGGGGAGGGGAAAAAAGGUUUAAAAAUGCAAAACAAAAGCACUACAAGCUCGUUUUUGUGUGAAUUUUCCAUCCGCUUUAGUUCCGUUGCACUCCAGCACCCCGAAACUUUUCAGCUUAACUUCAAAUACAUUGACGACAUUAGAGAGGUUUGUUCGACGAAUGAGCGCGGUCGGCGUGGGCGGGGCAAUCUGACGCCGCGCGACUCUAACCUCUUGAGUGGGUCUCGGGUCCGAAAACAAGAUUUCCUUCUCCAUGAUGCCGCCAUGUGUGUCCGAAACAAUACCUGUCUGUCAGCAUUAAAUACAAUAAACAAGAAACAAGUUGGUUUAAAUCAGCAACGUUCUGCUCUUA
Molecule: messenger RNA, 8785 nt
Organism: Anarrhichthys ocellatus (wolf-eel)
Lineage: Eukaryota; Metazoa; Chordata; Actinopteri; Perciformes; Anarhichadidae
Product: neurabin-2-like
Exons: 15
Coding region: 305-2992 (895 amino acids)
Biological process (GO): calcium-mediated signaling; neuron projection development; actin filament organization
Cellular component (GO): dendrite; actin cytoskeleton; cytoplasm
Molecular function (GO): actin filament binding
Source: RefSeq, a predicted model, not a curated record